Messenger RNA from Lycium ferocissimum, 851 nucleotides. RefSeq names its product 14 kDa proline-rich protein DC2.15-like. The transcript has a single exon. NCBI's taxonomy places the organism in Eukaryota, Viridiplantae, Streptophyta, Magnoliopsida, Solanales, Solanaceae. The record is from RefSeq and is a predicted model, not a curated record. Bases 82 to 504 code for a protein of 140 amino acids.
AGCACAAUUCAACCACCAUUUUCCGAAUUAAGCUCCUUUUCUCAUUCCUACAUUUCAAUUAAAUUAGCUCUUAUUGUUGGCAUGGCUUCCAAAAAUCAGGCCUCAAUUACUCUUUUCUUAUCAUUGAAUCUCCUCUUCUUUGCUCUUGUAACUGGAACCAAUAAUUGUAGCACUUGUGGAAAUGGGGGCAGCUCUGGCAACGGCGGUGGCUCGGGCAACGGUGGUGGUUCGGGCAAUGGUAGUGGACAAGGAAGGUGCCCAAGAGAUGCAUUGAAACUUGGGGUAUGUGCAAAUGUACUUAAUUUGGUGAAUGUAGUGGUGGGGUCUCCUCCAACUUUACCAUGUUGCAGCUUAAUUGCAGGGCUAGCAGACUUAGAGGCUGCAGUUUGCUUGUGCACAGCCAUAAGAGCAAAUUUGUUGGGAAUAAACUUGAAUGUGCCACUUUCUCUAAGCCUAGUUCUCAACAGCUGUGGAAGGAAUCCUCCUACUGGCUUCACUUGUUGAUCAGUAACUUUUUCUAUCUGCUAAGUGAUUGAUAUCUACUUAUUAACUUCUACCGAAUUUCUAUCUUGUUAGCUUGAUCAUAUUAUGCUUGCCAAUGGCUAGCUCAGGCGUCAAUUAAUUUGUAUUUGUGUUUUGGAAUUUCUGUUGUGUUUCAAAUAAGUGAGCUUUGCAUAUGCAGCUACAUCACUUGAGUUUACGUAGUUCUGUCAUGUAGUCAACAGUCUCUAAGUCUUUACGUUUUUGGACCUGUUUCCUUUUGAAAUGUGUCAACUCAAUGAAUCGAAUGUUUUUUCUUCUCUUUGCCGUCAGCAUAACAUUUUUAUAAAAUUAAAAUAUUUAAUUCGAUU